Molecule: messenger RNA, 1509 nt
Organism: Sinocyclocheilus rhinocerous
Lineage: Eukaryota; Metazoa; Chordata; Actinopteri; Cypriniformes; Cyprinidae
Product: fibulin-7-like
Exons: 8
Coding region: 165-1493 (442 amino acids)
Molecular function (GO): calcium ion binding
Source: RefSeq, a predicted model, not a curated record
CUUUACUCACUUCUGCAACAGUUUGUCAAACAUUUCCUCUCAGGCUUGUUUCUACGACUAUUAGACUGCACAGCUUGGAACCGUAAACACACUUGAGGAUUAAAAACAACCGACACAAGAAAUUAAUUCAGCGCUUUUACAGAGACUCACUCAGUUAUAGGAGGAUGAAGUUAUCAUACACAGUUUUUCUCCUGCUGAAUUUCUUAUCGUUGUACGACUGUAAUGAUGCAGCGCAGGGUUGUAUGGAUAAGCACCGAGUGAUGGGGAUACUGCGUCAAAUGGAGAAGUUUCUUAAAGGACAGGAGAUCCGAUUCACAGAAGGGCUUCGGAUUAUGAAGUCCAAGCUCACCAACCUUCAAAACUCACUGUCCAAGCUCCCACAAGCAGACCAGUCCUCAUCCCAAUCCUCAUGUCCACCUCUGGUGGCUCCGGCCCACGGGAGGAAGUUUGGCUCAAAGUACCUGGUGGGUCAUGAGGUCCAUUUCACGUGUUCUCAGGGUUAUCGCAUGAUAGGACGGGGAACACGCGUGUGCCAGGAGAACGGUACCUGGAGCGGAGUCAGCGCCGUCUGUAAAGACGUGAGUGUGUGCGCCAGUAACCCGUGUCAGAACGGCGGCACCUGUGUGGAGGCUCUGAACCAGUACAAGUGCACCUGUCCACACAACUGGAGCGGCAGUCAAUGUCAAUACCAGACGCAGACAGCGCCUCCGGAGUGGAGUGUCAUGAAUGACCCGGCCUUCAGCCGUAAGCCUCGCUGUGCCAAAGUGGACCGAGCUCAGCACUGCAGCUGUGACGCUGGCUUCCACAUGAGCGGCACCUCAGACAACAGCAUCUGUCAGGAUGUGAAUGAAUGUGAGGUGUAUAAGGCUGACCGUGGAGGGCCUCUGUGUGGCCACGCCUGUGUAAACGUCCCGGGAUCGUACCACUGCUCCUGUCCCACCGGAUACAAGCUGCUCGCUGAUGGACGAAGCUGUGAGGAUGUGGAUGAAUGUCUUACACAACAGCACAACUGCAGCCGUGGCACCACCUGUAUCAACACCGGAGGAGGUUUCCAGUGCGUUAACCCCGAGUGUCCGCACUCGCACGGCAACACCAGCUACGUCAAGACAUCACCUUUCCAGUGUGAAAGGAAUCCCUGUCCCAUGGAGAGCCGCUCCUGUCCAUUUGCCGCUAAGACCAUUUCUUACCACUACCUGUCUCUGCCGUCCAACCUGCGCACCCCGGCCACGCUGUUCCGCAUGGCCACCGCGACGGCUCCGGGUCGGCCGGGUCCGGACAGCCUUCGCUUUGGCAUCGCAGGCGGAGGUGACGCCCGCAGCAUGUUCGUGAUGCAGCGCUCAGACCGUCAGACCGGAGAGCUGAUCCUGGUCCAGCCGCUGCAAGGCCUGCAGGAGCUCAGCGUGGAGGUGGAGAUGUCCGAAUACGCCGACCGCACCUUCCAAGCCAAACAUCUGGCGCGGGUCCACCUUCUGAUUUCACCCUACGAGUUCUGAAGAGGCUGGUCGCUGU